Molecule: messenger RNA, 597 nt
Organism: Urocitellus parryii (Arctic ground squirrel)
Lineage: Eukaryota; Metazoa; Chordata; Mammalia; Rodentia; Sciuridae
Source: RefSeq, a predicted model, not a curated record
UUUCCUAAGUCACUUUCUGACUUUUAUCUUUGUUUUGUUAAUCAACCCAAACUAUAUUCACAGAUAGGAAAUAAGCGGUGGAAUUCUUUAGAAGCACCAGACUCAGUUUUGUUUCCAUGGGACUUAAAGUCUACCUAUAUCAGAUGUCCUUCAUUUUUUGAUAAACUUACCAAAGAACCAGUUGCACUGCAGCCUAUUGAAAAUGCCCACGUCUUAUUAUAUUUGGGAGAUGCUGUUACAACAGAUCAUAUAUCACCUGCUGGGAGUAUUGCUAGGAGUAGUGCUGCCGCUAAGUAUUUGACAAAUAGAGGCCUUACCCCUCGUGAAUUCAAUUCUUACGGAGCCCGAAGAGGUAAUGAUGCUGUGAUGACAAGAGGCACUUUUGCAAAUAUCAAGCUUUUUAAUAAGUUUAUUGGAAAACCAGCUCCCAAAACAGUUCAUUUUCCAUCGGGACAAACGCUAGAUGUAUUUGAAGCUGCAGAGCUGUACCAGAAAGAAGGUAUCCCACUGAUUAUUUUAGCAGGAAAGAAGUAUGGUUCAGGAAAUUCGAGAGACUGGGCUGCCAAAGGACCAUAUUUACUGGCUGUCAAUGCUUAA